Molecule: messenger RNA, 612 nt
Organism: Histoplasma capsulatum G186AR
Lineage: Eukaryota; Fungi; Ascomycota; Eurotiomycetes; Onygenales; Ajellomycetaceae
Exons: 1
Coding region: 1-612 (203 amino acids)
Source: RefSeq, a predicted model, not a curated record
AUGUCUGGGUUGCCAAUCGGCUCUUCCGCCGUGCCAACCAAGGUCCUCUUGGACGCAUCCAAAUCGACCACAUCUUCUAAACAGGCGUCUAGAGAAAGGGCCCUUGAAAUCAAACGACUACAGGAGGAAGCCUUGCGAGGUCUCCCUGUCGAUUCCCUCUAUGUCGUCCUUUACCUCCGGUCCGACCCGCCCGCGCCAAACGACUUCCAUUGGGGCUAUUAUUUCCACACACAUCCCGACGGAGGAAUCAAAUACCACCUCAAGAGCCUAGGCAGUGGCUGGAUCACCGAGCAUGGCCCAACCGGCGGAGUUUUCAAGUCGAACUUCCUUUGCGUCCUCGUUCAUAUCGCCACUGUCCCGCAAGAAAAGCACCUCCAAGUGGAUCAGAUCAUGAAAUCACUCGACGGCAGGUGUAACUCGAUUCCAGGAAUCACCUGUCGCGUGUGGAUUAUGAAUAUCCUGCAGAAACUGAUUGAAAAUGGGAUUGUUCAGUGCCCCAGUAUCGCCGAAUUCCAACAGGAAUGCUUCACAAUUGGGAAUCAAAACAGCAAGAAUGCUUCAGCGAAUAACCAACCUCGUCCUGUCAUCAUUUCCAGAGUGUGCAUCAUUUGA